This is a messenger RNA of Anguilla anguilla (European eel), 1700 nucleotides long. RefSeq lists its product as uncharacterized. Gene Ontology annotation, biological process: vein smooth muscle contraction; regulation of vasoconstriction; regulation of systemic arterial blood pressure by endothelin. Lineage: Eukaryota; Metazoa; Chordata; Actinopteri; Anguilliformes; Anguillidae. The coding region runs from base 416 to 1225 and encodes 269 amino acids. The transcript is spliced from 8 exons. Gene Ontology annotation, cellular component: extracellular region. The record is from RefSeq and is a predicted model, not a curated record. Gene Ontology annotation, molecular function: hormone activity; endothelin B receptor binding.
AACAUCUGGCCUACUUUCCCGAUGAACUCGCGUUCAAAAAAUAACAGUUUGCUCGGAAAUGGUACCCUUUAGGAAGAAGAAACAAGGGAUAUAUCUCGGUAAUCCCCACACACACCGGCCAACCGUACAAGCCGCACUGUGUCAGUUGAAAUGAACGGCUUCGCUUGAUUGAAACUAAUGGAGUGGGACUGCGGCUCAUUCCGCAAGGCCACACAGAACUAAAGGAGAGCACGCAAGAAUCCAAGCAGAACUGCGUCUCUCACGGAGGGAGCCUGGUGCACCACUGUGAAGGAGCCAACACAGGAGUGAGCACAGGAAUCCUGGCUGACUUACAAAUAGCCAACCCCUGGUGUAAAGAAGCCAGUGGUGUCCUGCCACUGCAAACAACCAGUCAAAGAACAGGCAUCCGUUUGAUAUGUCCCUCAGAACUGCAGCUGUUCUCAGAUCAGUGGACCAGUUCCACCCGUCAGCUCAAGAGCCAGAGCUUCAGCACACCUUUGGUCGAAGAUUACAACUUAGCAAGGGUCACGAGUCCAUAAAACGUCUAUUCUUCUCUCGCGCUCGGACCGAUUCCCUCGUUGUUGGCGAGCAGGACUGUGGGGAGGUCCGCCGCGUUUUGACGGUGGCGCGUUCUCCUGGCGCGUGUCACUUCCUUCGCCGCGCUCGAGGCUUGGCGGGUGUUUUCCACGUGGGGGUCUCCACUUUGCGCAGGGAGUUCCUGGGACAAACCGAUCUCGUCAUGGAUCCCAUCACCUUCUACUUCCUGGCAAAUAUGUUGGUUCUAAUUUUGGAACAAGAAGGUUACUCUCUCUCCGUAGUUUCGGAUAGCGCCGCGUCGGACGAGGCCUCGCCGGCGGAGCCUGGCGGCGGAAGAGCGGCCCGUCGGGAGAAACGGUGCUCCUGUGAGAACCUGAAGGACAGGGAGUGCGUGUACUUCUGCCACAUCGGCAUCGUCUGGGUUAACACGCCUCGCCAGGUGGUACCAUAUGGGGUGGGCUCGCUCCCUGUCCGACUGAGAAGAGAUGUUGGGAAAUGUGUUUGCACAGACAACAGUGAUUCUGGAUGCCUUCAGUUCUGCAAAGCAUCACAUGUCCUAAAGAAACAAGUGGGAAUUACAACCUUCCAGAGAAUGCUUCCUUCCAAGUCACAGGAGAAAUAUGAGUGGAAUCUGAGUGAAAUGGAAAGGAAACGCAGCCUCCAUACAAAAGAUCUGAAGAAGAGCUGAAAGACUGAGUAAUUCAGGGGAGAGAUCCAGUUUGUGAUGCAUUGGAGAAAUGGUUAAUCUGAGCACAGUAAAUUAAGAAAGAUGGAAACGUGGCUCGAAAGGGAAACUGACAUUGGCAGCUCAUCAGUGACACCAGCAAACACCUCUUCUUAGGAAGACCGUUCACAAGUCAGAAUGGUGAGAACAAUCCAUCAUCUGAUGUAUGAGAUUCUGCAAGAAUCCAGAAAACGCCCUUCACCUGCAACAUGGUCCGUUCUUUUAAAAAAACAUAUGUAUAUCUUUAUAAGAACAUUUAACAUUUAGCCAUUAACAGGGAAAUUGAACAAAUUACAUUUGCGUUUAAUUGUAUAUGCUGGUAUAUUUUGUUUUAAAUGUCAUUUCCCUGAAAAAUAUUAAACUAAUUUACUGACCUUUUCACAAAAAUGUGAAAUUUCUUGAUAAAAAUCUCAAUUCGCACGAUAAUGGAGAAGCUCAA